This is a messenger RNA of Cajanus cajan (pigeon pea), 1324 nucleotides long. RefSeq names its product PGR5-like A protein. Gene Ontology annotation, molecular function: oxidoreductase activity, acting on iron-sulfur proteins as donors. Gene Ontology annotation, biological process: photosynthetic electron transport in photosystem I. Gene Ontology annotation, cellular component: chloroplast thylakoid membrane. Lineage: Eukaryota; Viridiplantae; Streptophyta; Magnoliopsida; Fabales; Fabaceae. The record is from RefSeq and is a predicted model, not a curated record.
AUAGACCCGGGUUCGACUCCCGGCAAACGCAGCUUCCCUUUUAAUUUUGGUCUAACGCUAACGCAAUAAUAUCUCAUUUUUGGUCUCUACACAGAAAAGACAGAGCAAAAUAGAUAGUUGGAAUAUGAUUGCAAUUUGGUGAAUCGGUGUCUCUAUUUGUUUAUGUGGUUACGCUCUGUUCCCCUUUUCUCAAUUUCUUUGUAUUCCAAAGCGAAGCGUAGCACGGUGAUGGGAGGUGCUAGCGUGUUACAGUUAUCCAUAUCCAGAUUCAGAAGCAACCGCACCGUUUCUCUGUUCUCCGUUCGAGCCUGCAACGACCACCCUCGUGGCCCAUCCUGCAUCUACGUUGGUCCCCUCCACACCGCCACCAAGGAAACCCUCGAAGCUCUCUACUCCCAGGCGCGGGAUGCAUAUUACAGUGGGAGUGGGGAGCCUUUGAUUCUUGAUGACAUGUUUGAUAGAGUAGAGUUGAAGCUUAAAUGGUAUGGUUCUAAGUCGGUUGUCAAGUACCCUCGAUGCAGUAUCAGGAGGCAUUCAACUUAUGCUGAUGCCGACGAAGAUCUGUCUAUGGCUUUGGCAUUAGCAAGCUUAUGGUCCCUAUUUCUUGCAAUUGGCUCUUUGGCGUGUGUUUGGCCCAUGUUUUAUACCGUUACAACAGCUUAUCAAAAAGCAUUUGACUCAGGAUUAUCAUAUGGUAGCCAAGCAUCAGGACUGGGACUAGGGCUUCUUUUUGCGGUAAAUAGCAGUAUCUUCAUGGCGCUGGGUUUGGUCAUUGGCUACCCAGUUGCUUCAGCUUCAGUUAAGGUGCUUCAAGGCCUGUGGAGGAAUGAUUUAGCGGCACUAAAGGGUUCAUGUCCAAAUUGUGGAGAAGAGGUAUUUGCAUUUGUGAGAACGGACAAGGCUAAUAACUCACCCCAUAGAGCAGAUUGUCAUGUGUGUGAAUGCUUAUUGGAAUUUCGCACCAAAGUGGAGCAACCGGCUUUAAGAUUAGGUAGACAAUGGGUUUAUGGGCGUAUUUACCUUGUUCGUAGAUCCAGACGCCAGAGAGGACUGUAAAUUUUCUUCUCAUCAGGGGCUUAUUAUGAUUGUGAAUAUUCUUAGUAAGGAAUGAAUAAAGCCAAUUUCUAUUCAGUUCUUCAUAGUCUAAAACAUUUUUGUUAGAAAUCAGAAGCCAUCUUGUAGCACUGUUAGAAAGGAAGUAGUUCUUCCUUUAUUUGAUGGCGUGUUAGUGUUAACGAUUUCAUAUUUUGAAGCUGUAAUAGAUAUUAAAUAUAAUUUUAGUAAUGAAUGAUUAAAUACAAACCAGUAUGUUUCCAAUUGCCAA